Messenger RNA from Dendronephthya gigantea, 3060 nucleotides. RefSeq lists its product as uncharacterized. NCBI's taxonomy places the organism in Eukaryota, Metazoa, Cnidaria, Anthozoa, Malacalcyonacea, Nephtheidae. Gene Ontology annotation, molecular function: nucleic acid binding. The coding region runs from base 355 to 2307 and encodes 650 amino acids. The transcript has 2 exons. The record is from RefSeq and is a predicted model, not a curated record.
AUCAUAAUCAUCAAGAGGCCUGGUAACAAACGGCCUCUCUGUUUAUUUAACUCUCUUUUGUUUGUCGUCAUUCCGUGACGAGCAUUGUCUUGUAUUUAAUAAAUAUACAUAAAGGAAAUGGAUGAAGUCCUAUCUAUGACGACAAACAAAUAAACACACACCGGACCUGCCCACAGAGACAAUUACUCAGGAAGCAAAAUAUCUUCAACGUAAUACCAAGACGAAGUCGAAAAGGAUUUGUCGAUCAACAACACAGCUGGCGCCAUAUUUAACAAUUGGAAUAAAUUACCGCCACUCAAACGUGCUUCCACCCGACCAAGGUAAUUUUCCAAUUAAACUUCACGAAGAGACAACAUGCCAAGUCAUCGCUGCCCAUACCCCGAUUGUGAAUAUGAAACGGCAGAUGUUGAAGACGCCCUUGCAGCGGUAUUGUUAACAGUACACUCUAACGGAAGUCACAACAACAAUCAAGCGACCACCACCAUAUCCAAAGGCGAAAAAGUAAAGCGACCCACAAUUUCCCGGAGCGGCACAAGCGAGGACUGGUCAUAUUUCUUAUCACGAUGGAAGGACUAUGUUGAUGCCACAAAAAUAACGGGCCAAGACAAAGUACUACAACUUCUAGAAUGCUGCGAGGAACAGCUACGUAAAGAUUUAACACGCAACGCGGGGGGGUCCAUAGCAAGCAAACCCAUCGACGAAGUCCUUCAGGCAAUAAAAAAACUGGCUGUCAGAGGAGAGAACCCUAUGGUAGCCCGGGUACAAUUACAUAACAUGCGCCAAGAUCACGACGAGCCCAUUAGAAACUUCUGUGCACGGGCACGCGGACAAGCGAGUACAUGCAACUUCUCGAUACCCUGCCCAAACUGCGAGACUAACGUGAACUAUACAGACAACGUACUGAGCGACGUCAUUACCCGUGGCCUAGCAGACAACGAAAUUCAACUCGACCUCCUGGCAGACAAAAAACAGGACAAAACGCUAGAAGAAAUCGUACAAUUCGUAGAACGCAAAGAAAUAGGCAAAAGGUCAGCUGACCAACUACUCCAGAAACAAGGAGCAGAAGCCACCCGUAGUCAAUACAAGCGGGGAAAACGCGCUGACGAGACAUUGGAUAAAGGCAAGAAUAAAGCCCCAGAAACAGCCACACCAUGCAACUACUGCGGCACCAGCGGACAUGGACAAAACGCACCACCAAGGGUCAGACGGAAUACUUGUCCAGCAUACGGCCACACAUGCGAGAUAUGCAACAGACCAAACCACUUUCAACACGUAUGCCGCAGUAAAGACAAACCUAAACUCCACAGUCCACGCAAGGGAAAUGCCAACUCAGCUGAAAAUGCACUGUUUGACAACCUCUGUUCCACCCAGACAGAUGAGAAACAAACACCCAAGACAACAAAUAAUGCCAUGCUGGACCACCACCUUUACAGCAAUAUCGCCAACAAAUGGGCAAGAAAAGCAUCACGGACACAACCCUUCAUCACCGUCCAAGCAACCCUCCACCCAGAUGACUACCAUAGCCUAGGGCUUAAACCAAUCUUCCAAUCGCCCCGAUCCAAGAUGGUAACAGGGAUGGCGGACACAGGAUGCCAAAGCUGCCUAGCCAGCAUGCCCAUCAUACGCCGUUUUGGAUUGCGUGAAAAAGAUCUUAUCCCUGUCAACACGAAAAUGCACGCGGCAAACGGGAAAGAUAUCAGAAUCAUCGGCGCCACCUUCCUUCGCUUCACUGAUGUAAAAGACCCCGGAAAAUCUCCAGAGACCCGACAGAUGGUAUACAUCACCCACGACACUGAUAAACUCUACUUGAGUCGUGAAGCUUGUGAACAACUAGGCAUGAUCACUAAAUCAUUCCCAACGAUCGGUGAAAACACCUCAACAUCACCCACCACAAUGCCCACUACCACCGCAGCAACCAGCGAUCAACCCAAUGCGGCUGCCCAAUUCGCAGUAAACCGCCAACCAAACCGGACAAACUACCAUUCCCAGCCACAAGUGACAACCACACAACAAUUUCUAAAGGACUGGAGCGUCCAUCAUCGCCUUUCCUCAGUAGCAUUCCCACAUUCAAACUGCCGCGCCGAGGUCGGCGUCAAAACGAUGAAACGAAUCCUAACGAAUAACACUAACCACGAUGGCACGGUCGACACCGACUCGUUGCAACACGCAGUGUUGCAAUACCGGAAUUGCCCAGACCCUAACACCGGCCUGUCUCCUGCACAAUGCGUCUUCGGCCGACCAAUCAGGGACCUCAUCCCAAUACCCCCGGCCGCUACGUCCCACACCCAACGUGGAAAGAUACACUGAACGCACGCGAGGAAGCUCUACGGAACAGGCAUAUAAAAGCCGCCGAGCGAUGGUCUGAGCACACCCAACGGCUUCCCCAAUUAAAAGUUGGCUCCUUUGUCCGCAUCCAAAAUCAAACCGGGCCACAUCCAAAAAAGUGGGACAAAACAGGCGUAGUAAUAGAGGUCCGACAAUAUGAUCAAUACGUCAUCCGAGUCGACGGAUCAGGAAGACCCACUAUCCGCAACCGGAAAUUCCUCCGCCAAUACACUCCCGUGAAAACACCGCCACCACCCCGCACCAUUCAGGAUGACCUACGAUUACUUGGCACACCAUUAGCCCCUUCCACAACCCCGCACCACGCCCAACAACCACCACCAAAUAACCUUGAGCAGCAAACACCACAGCACGACCGAGCUGACAUGCACAAUGAAAACCCAACCCAACCCACAACACCAGAGACAACCCAUUUCCCCCCCACGCCAACUCAAACAACACCUACAAGCACAUCCACCACCCACACUAAACAACCACUUGCGCUAAGAAGACUUAUGGACUUCAAUAACAAAGGACUCAAAGAAUAAAAACUUUCAUAUUCUGAACAAUUAAGUCUUUCAUUACUGUUACAUUUUAUUCACGAGUUAAAGACUUAGGGGGAGAUAGAACAUCAUAAUCAUCAAGAGGCCUGGUAACAAACGGCCUCUCUGUUUAUUUAACUCUCUUUUGUUUGUCGUCAUUCCGUGACGAGCAUUGUCUUGUAUUUAAUAAAUAUAC